This is a messenger RNA of Panicum virgatum (switchgrass), 1275 nucleotides long. RefSeq names its product putative cyclin-F2-1. The record is from RefSeq and is a predicted model, not a curated record. Gene Ontology annotation, biological process: mitotic cell cycle phase transition; regulation of cyclin-dependent protein serine/threonine kinase activity. The transcript has a single exon. Gene Ontology annotation, molecular function: cyclin-dependent protein serine/threonine kinase regulator activity. Gene Ontology annotation, cellular component: cyclin-dependent protein kinase holoenzyme complex; cytoplasm; nucleus. The coding region runs from base 1 to 1275 and encodes 424 amino acids. NCBI's taxonomy places the organism in Eukaryota, Viridiplantae, Streptophyta, Magnoliopsida, Poales, Poaceae.
AUGUGCUCCGUCGCUCCCUUCGCGCUUCCUGGCCUCGCCGGCGGCGCACGGCCGACGAUGGUGACGACGUACGCGAGGGGCGGCGUUCCAGCCGCCGCCGCGUGGUGCGGUUACGGCUACGACGCCGACAUCGUGCUGCUCCCGCCCAUGCCCGCCGACCUCCCGAUGCCCUCCAUGGAGUUCCUGUCGCUGCCUCGCCGCCACGGUGCCGGCUUCAUCAGGGACAUGUUCGGUGGCGUCCAGAGCGUCGGCGUUCCGGGCCGUAGCAUGAUGGAUAUAUUCUUCCCGAUAGACGCUCACGACGACGACGGGCCGACGACGCCCGUGGCGGUGCUUCGAGCGCCGCGCAGCUACGGCGGCGACGACGACGCCGAGCGCGACGCGGUCACCAUCGACAUCAAGACGCCGCCGCCCGAGAAGCAGCCGCAGCUGGAGCAGCAGCAGCAGUGCGGAAGCGAGUACGAUGCCAGCAUCGACGCCACGUUCCGGGUCAUGGAGGCAGACCCCGCGGAGCGGCCCUCGCCGGAGUACCUCAGCGAGGCGCAGGCCGGGGACAUGAUGAGGAUCGACCGCGCCGCCCUCGUCAAGAAGAUGCACCGCUUCUCCAGGUACUACGGCCUCGCCCCGGGCGCGCUGCACCGCGCCGUCUCCUACGUCGACCGCUUCCUCUCGGCCAGGAAGAUCAACGGCGGCGAGCGCCAGCUCCGCCUCCUGGGCGCCGCGGCCGUCUUCGCCGCGGCCAAGUACGAGGACAGGAAGGCCACGCGGAGGAUCAACGCCGACGCUGUCGCCGCGUACGCCGGGUGCACCCGGCGCGAGGCCCUCGACGCGGAGCGCGAGCUGGUGGCGGCGCUCGGCUACCGCCUGAGCGGGCCCACGGCCUACACGUUCGUAGAGCACUUCAUGCGGCGCACGCAGGGCAAGGAGGAGGAGGGCUCGGCGGCAGCGGUGGUCCGGGCCCUGGCGCACCACCUGGCAGGCAUGGCGCUGCUGGACUACCGGUGCGUGGCGUUCCUGCCGUCCGCCGUGGCGGCGUCGGCGAUCGUUCUGGCGAGGCUGGUAGUCCUGGGCUGCCACUCGACGGCGGCGCCGGUGGCCGGGUACGCGAUCGAGGAGCUGAGCGAGUGCAUGGAAGCGAUCUACGACCUGCACGAGAACCUGCAGGCGUGGCCAGGAUGCGAGGAGAUGAUGGUGGACUGGGAGGUCACUACUCAGCUCAGCUACUCCUUGCCUCACUACAGUGUACUGACCCGUGGAAACAUGAGCAGCUGCUAA